Molecule: messenger RNA, 1236 nt
Organism: Impatiens glandulifera
Lineage: Eukaryota; Viridiplantae; Streptophyta; Magnoliopsida; Ericales; Balsaminaceae
Product: pollen receptor-like kinase 2
Exons: 2
Coding region: 1-1236 (411 amino acids)
Biological process (GO): protein phosphorylation
Molecular function (GO): protein kinase activity; ATP binding
Source: RefSeq, a predicted model, not a curated record
AUGAAAUUAUUAUUGCCUUUUGUAGGCAAUCCAUAUCUAUGUGGAGCUCCCUUAGAAUCUUGUACAUCUUCCAAGAAACUAUCCAAAGCUGUGAUCGCAACCGUGAUCACAGCCGUGGUGGCGGCACUAAUAGCCGUAGCAACCGUGUUUGUGAUCCUUCGCCACCGCAAGAGAGCGGCGGAUUCAGGCGGCAUGAAGGGCGGGAAAGAGGAUUCAGGCGGCGGUGGGUCGUCACACCACAAGAAAAAGGGCGAUUUGAGGAAACUGACGUUCUUGAUGGAGGAAAGAGAGAUAUUUGAGCUGUCGGAAUUGUUGGGAGCUUCGGCUGAGAUUCUGGGAAGUGGGUAUUUUGGGACGUCGUAUAAGGCGGCUCUGAAGAACGGAAAAAUGAUGGUUGUGAAGAGAUUUACCCAGAUGAAUAAUGUGGGGAAAGAAGAGUUUCAAGAACAUAUGUGGAAUUUGGGGAGUUUAAGACAUAAGAAUUUGAUGCCACUUGUGGCUUUCUAUAAUAGGAAGGAGGAGAAGCUAAUUGUCACAGAUUAUGCACCAAAUGUUUCAUUGUCUAUUCAUCUACAUGGGAAUCGAUCUCUUGGCCAAACACUUGAUUGGCCAACUCGGUUGAAGAUCAUCAAGGGAGUAGCAAAUGGUCUUCAAUGUCUUUACAAUGAGCUCCCUAGCUUAAUUGCCCCUCAUGGCCAUCUCAAGUCUUCAAAUGUCCUUCUUAACGAGUUCAUGGAGCCUCUUCUAGUCGAUUAUGGCCUAAUCCAUGUGGUCAAUUCCGAACAAGCCCAAGAAUUCAUGGUGGCCUACAAAUCGCCUGAAUACAAACAAAGUCGUCGAAUCACAAAGAAAACAGAUGUAUGGAGUUUUGGAAUAUUAAUCCUAGAAGUUAUAACAGGAAAGUUCCCAACCAGUUGGUGGGAACAAGGCAAGGGAAAUGACACCGAUUUGGUGUCUUGGGUGGAUUCAUUGGCUCAAGAGGCUCUAUCUGAAUCAGUAUUUGACAAUGACAUGCGAGCCAUAAAUGGGAGCGAGGGAGAGAUAAUGAAGUUGUUGCGAAUAGGGUUGGCAUGCGCUGAUUCGAAUGUGAAAAAGAGAUAUGAUCUAAAGGAGGUUUUGGAGAAGCUUGAGGAGGUGAAAGAGAGAGAACAUGACGACGAGUUCUACUCAUCCUACGCUAGCGAAUGCGAUGCUCGGUCCUCUAGAGGACUCUCCGAUGAUUUCCUUUUCAUUUAA